AUGGACGUCAAAGUGCCAGUAACGGCCGAGGUCUACCAGCUGGACCUUGCACGACGGGAUCCUACUAUCAAACUCUGGAUAUAUCGCAUUGCCUUGGUAUGCCUAUGUUUACGACUAGUCUGGCACGAAACUGCCGUACUCCAAACCGCCAUACACCACUGGCAAGACCGCACCAGCGUUGAGCCUCAGAAAGCAAAACCAGGCGUAUGCAGAGCGCCUCUGCCCCCUCUACUGAAAGACCACCCCCCGAAGUCCGACGCGCCAGAGCUAUCCCUCGCCUCCGCGCUCGUCGACGCGUCCCUGCGAGACGCAUUGUCGGAACUAGCGAUCGACAGCCUGGUCGUCGCGGUGGUCACCGCUGAAGGCAGCGUCUUCGAGGGCACUUACGGUGUUCUCAGAGGGAACGAGAGCGAUGCUGAACGCAGGGGACACGUGGACAGGGACUCCAUAUACCGCAUGGCAUCCAUCAGCAAGAUGUUCACCACCAUCGAGACCUUUAUAUUGCGGGACAAAGGUCUCCUCAACUUAGAUGACCCGGUCGACACGUUCCUCCCCAACUUCACCUACCGCCACACCGACGCCACCCACGAAGGCCCCGUCACGAUACGGACACUACUAACCCACGCGGCCGGGAUCGGCGGGAACCUGCCCCCAGGCAACAUGUCCGACUGGCCGCACUCCCUCGACGGCGCGAACACGCCCCCGUACAACGGCAGGCCGUUCCCCACGCCCGAGCGGGUGCUGGAGGCGCAGGCGGAGCUUUCCCUCAGCACGCCGCCGCACGGGCUGCCGCUCUACUCAAAUGCGGGGUUCUCUAUCCUGGGCAUGGUGAAUCUGGCAGCUGCAAGAAGGAGCGACGAGUACAGGGAUCGUGUCUCGACAAUUGAAGAGCUGAUAGAGCGGGAUGUGUUCGAGCCGCUUGGGAUGAAUAGCAGUGGGUACCUCGCCGCGGAUCUCGGCGCCGAGAGGGUCGCUGUAUCAUCGUAUGCUUCGGAAGACGCAGAUUACGACUUCCAAACCGCUAUGAACCCGACUGGAGGGCAGUUCUCGACCCUGGCAGACCUCAUCGCCCCGAUGCGGAUGUUUCUGAACCCGGAAAAGAACCCGAGCGUCCUAUCGCCGUACACCAUCCGCGAAUGGAUGAAGCCUCAGUUCUCGUGGUUCGACGAUACCACAGAGCUCGGGAUGCUAUGGGAGAUCAAUAAGUACCAGAACUCGUUCAAGGACGUGCAGAGACUGUAUCAGAAGUCUGGGCAGCUGAUGGCGUACCACGCCGAGUUCACCGUCAACCCAGCGUCCGGGUAUGGCGUCAUCGUCCUCAUGGCCGGGCAGUACCUGAACGCGCAGAGCAUCACGUUCCACAUCCUGGACGCGUUCCAGCCGGCGUUCGACGUCCUCAUCGACCAAGCGACGAGGGAGCUUUAUACCGGUAGCUGGACCGACGGGGAGGCCAAUCACGUCGAGGUGUCGUCCAGGGACGGCAGUCUCUGGGUGGACCGGAUGGUCUUGAGCGGGGAAGACGUGUUGAAGCUCGUCCAGGGGACAGAUGAGGCAGAGCCGGUUGGUCUUUGGUCGACCGGGAGGAGUGAUCAGUUCAGACUCGCAUUCGGGGAGUCGUGGCGGAACGACGAACGUGGCUACCACUGCCUCGCAUACUUUUUCGGGAUGGAACUUGGAUAUGCGCGGGGAGCGGCGAUAAAUGAGAUAUCGUUUGCUGGAGAGGGCGGGGCGAGAACGUUGUACGUGCCGUCGGUGGACGUCAAGCUGCGCCGUGCUGCAUAG
Messenger RNA from Gloeophyllum trabeum ATCC 11539, 1782 nucleotides. Its product is annotated as beta-lactamase/transpeptidase-like protein. The record is from RefSeq and is a predicted model, not a curated record. Lineage: Eukaryota; Fungi; Basidiomycota; Agaricomycetes; Gloeophyllales; Gloeophyllaceae. The transcript has 5 exons. Bases 1 to 1782 code for a protein of 593 amino acids.